AUGAAUAAGGAAGAGUUUUCUGGGUUGAAGGAAAGGCAGGCGUUGCUUUUUGGGGAGAAUAAGGAGGGGCAAGCGCUUGAACCGCUGGAGAGACAGGCGCCGCCAUCGGUGUUCCCUGAAAAGAAGCUGGCACCCAGGUCGAUGCUCCCUGAGGCGGGGCAGGGGCAGGAGAAGCUUGUGUCAAGGUCGAUGAUCCCUGAGGCAGGGCAGGGGCAGGAGGAGCAGACGCCUGUACAGCUGGAGAGACAGGCGCCGCCAUUGGUGUUCCCUGAGGAGGAACAGGGACGGGGGAGGCUGGCGCCAGGGUCUAUGCUCCCUGAAGCAGGGCAGGGGCAUGAGAGGCAGCCCCCUGAGGAGGGGGAGCAGCUCCUCAAGGAGGGGGAGGGGCAGGAGAGGCAGCUCCUCAAAGAGGGGGAGGGGCAGGGGAGGCUGGCGCCAGGGUCGAGCCUUCCCGGGGAUCAGCAGGAGAGAGAGAGACCGGACUCGGUGCAGCCCUCGGAGAAGGAUAGGAGAAAGGCAGAGAGGCGGCAGCGAAAGGGCUCGAGGAAGCGGGAACACAAUCCGACAAUGAAACAUCUCCCCAAAAUCGAGGAAGGGGAGGGGCAAGAGAGGCAGCUCCCUAAGGAGGGGCGGGGGCAUGAGAGGCAGGCGCCGGGCUCAAGCCUUCCCAGGGAUCAGCAGGAGAGAAAGAGACCGGACUCGGUGCAACCCUUGGAAAAGGACAAGAGGAAGACAGAGAGGCGGCAGGGAAAGGGAUCGAGGAAGCGGGAACACAAAUCGACAACGAAGCCUCUCCCCGAAGCCGAGGACGCCAGUGCAGCGCCGCCGCCGAAGAAGCAGCGAAAAACCCCGUCGGACAGCGAUGAUGAAAUGGUGAUCGAGCUGACGCACGGACAGAAGGAGGGGGUCUCGAGAAUGAUCGGGACUGCGUUCGAACUCUUUCGGCAGGUUCCUGACGAGGAAAGGUCCGAGGAGGAGAAAAGCCUGCUCGUGUUUUUGAGCAAGUUGAAAACGGUAGCUGAUACCGAUAACAAUUGGGAUCGCAAUUUCGGCUUCGGUUUCGUGGUAGAUGUCGCAAAGUGCCACGACAUUCUCUGCGCUGACGCGGUCAAGCGUCUCAAAAACAUCUCAGAACGAACUCGUUUUGAAGCUGCGAUAGAGAGGAACAAUACGUUCAUCGUGAGACUUUUGUGCGGUCUUUCCGCAUGA
This is a messenger RNA of Klebsormidium nitens, 1209 nucleotides long. The record is from the annotation of a GenBank genome assembly. Lineage: Eukaryota; Viridiplantae; Streptophyta; Klebsormidiophyceae; Klebsormidiales; Klebsormidiaceae.